Messenger RNA from Medicago truncatula (barrel medic), 1810 nucleotides. RefSeq names its product probable inactive leucine-rich repeat receptor kinase XIAO. Gene Ontology annotation, molecular function: protein binding. The transcript has a single exon. The record is from RefSeq and is a predicted model, not a curated record. Bases 394 to 1557 code for a protein of 387 amino acids. NCBI's taxonomy places the organism in Eukaryota, Viridiplantae, Streptophyta, Magnoliopsida, Fabales, Fabaceae.
UUCUGGUUUUAAAGCUCAAUGUCUCCCACCACAUAUUAGAAGGAAAUUUUCUUCCUUCUUCAAUUUCUACUUGAGAUGUGUUGUUUAGAGUUUAGACCCACAAAAGUCGAAUACCACCGUGUAGAAAAAACAUUUUGGUUCUAUUUGCACCAGCAUUUGUCGCCACUCAUUUUACACCAUGUACUUAGUUUUUUUUUUUUUAUUACUUAUUAGUUGUUGAAAAUAUCAGUAAUAGUAUCUGAGUUAGGGGCGUUUCUUCCUUAAAAUACCAGCAAAACAACAACCAUUAACCGACAAUAAUGCAAAACAGCUAAUGAACCAUCAACAAAACAACCUAUUUUAGUCUCUCAGACACACAAAACCAAAUCAUAUCAAACACAUCAAGGCUUCAAUAUGCCAAACCUCUUAUUUCUUUGCAUAACUAUCACCAUUUGUCUUUCAACUUUCGACACCAAUUUCCUUGUACAAUCCCUCACUUCACCCUCAGACAUUGAAGCUCUCAAAGCCUUCAAAGCUUCAAUCAAACCCUCAUCCAUCACACCAUGGUCAUGUGUAGCAUCAUGGAACUUCACCAUUGAUCCAUGCUCACACCCUCGUCGCACUUACUUCUUAUGUGGUUUCACCUGCACCACAGAUUCCACACACAUCAACCAAAUCACACUAGACCCUGCAAGCUACUCAGGCUCACUCACGCCACUCAUCUCUAAACUCACCCAACUCAUCACACUAGACCUCUCUGAUAACAACUUCUUUGGCUCAAUUCCUUCUUCAAUCUCUUCCCUUUCCAACCUCAAAACCUUAACUCUCCGAUCCAAUUCCUUCUCUGGUCCAAUCCCUCCAUCCAUAAUCUCACUCAAAUCACUUGAAUCUCUUGAUCUUUCACACAAUUCCCUAACUGGGUCUCUCCCAAACUCAUUGAAUUCUCUCAUAAAUCUUCACAGAAUCGAUUUGAGCUUCAAUAAACUCGCCGGUUCGAUCCCAAAACUACCACCCAAUUUACUAGAACUGGCAAUCAAGGCAAAUUCUUUAUCCGGGCCUCUUCAAAAAACAACCUUUGAAGGAUCUAACCAAUUAGAAGUUGUGGAGCUCAGCGAGAAUGCUCUCACCGGAACAAUUGAAACAUGGUUCUUGCUUUUGUCAUCACUGCAACAAGUGAAUUUAGCAAACAACAGUUUCACGGGGAUUCAGAUCUCAAAACCCGCACGUGGUGUAGAAAGCAAUCUCGUGGCAUUGAACUUAGGAUUUAACAGAAUCCAAGGUUACGCGCCCGCGAAUCUCGCUGCAUAUCCAUUGCUGUCGUUUUUGUCGAUUCGUCACAACUCGCUACGUGGCAAUAUACCAUUGGAGUAUGGACAGAUAAAGAGUAUGAAGAGGUUGUUCUUGGAUGGAAACUUCUUUGACGGCAAGCCGCCGCCGGCGUUGUUGGCUGCCGGAGCUACGGUUUCCGGUAGCUUGGGGGAUAAUUGUCUGCAGGUAUGUCCAGUUUCUUCACAGAUGUGCGCGCCGGCACAGAAACCCAGCUCCGUUUGCAAACGAGGUUAUCGUGGAAGAACAUAGACCACCGUGGUUUGUGUGGUUAACGUAACAGUUGAAAUAUAAAUAGAUUUCAGUUUUCUGUUAUUUUUAAUGGCUUUGUAUAACUACAGUAAUACUAUUGGUAGUUACUAGUAAAUAAAUAAAUAUAAAUAUUGGGUUAAUUUGAAGUUCGACUUGUAACAAAAAAAAGAAAAGAAGUUCGACUAGAGAUUAUAAAGCCAUUUAUGAUAAUGUAAUGUAAUUAUGAGGAAAUAAAUAAAUGUUUUUAAUGUCA